AUGCGCGCUUUAUUUCUGAUGAUUUUUCUGCCACAUGCGAUUGGUGCGUUGCGGGUGAUAACGGUAAUUGUGGGUGACAAUCCCUCGUCCGGCAUCCAGUUGACUGGGCCGGCAUUUGAUGUGGCCUUUGCGGACGCCAGUGCCAGAUUUGGUGGGAUUCUUGACAACAUCACACGGGUAACGGUGUAUCGACCAGGAGCUUUGUCCUGCGCUGGCGCCACCGAUAACAUUGCGAACGUGCUGGGUAACAUGACCAACACCAUUAUGGCGUCCACGGAACCAACGGUUCUAUUGUCCGCUGGAUGUAGUCUGGAAGUCCUGGUGUUUGGUGAUUUUGCGCGAGAGUGGAACCUGGCCUUGCUAGCAUCAAUGGCCGGUGAUGCGGCAUUUUCCAAUCGUGCCCGUUACGCCACCACACUGAUAAUGGGACCAACUGAUCAGGCAUCGCUCGCGCUGGGCACACACCAUUUUCUUGAUUUCUUUGGCUGGCGAACCGUAUCACUGUUAUGUGAUCGUCUAUCUAAGAACGUCGCAUCGACUGGAUUCAGCUCAAUAGCGUGCUCCACCAUCCAGAAGCGGCUGAUCAACGGUUCCGGGAAGUAUGUGGUGAACAUCCACGAUUUUGAUCCAGCUGACAACAAUAGUAGCUUCUCUGGCAUUCUGGAAAUGACGAAAUUACAAAGCAGAAGUAUGCCGGUUGCCCUGCGAGCAAUGAAAACGCUGAUCGUAGCCAACAAUUUGGCCACCAAUUGGACCAAAGUCGCUCAGAUUGUGGCAAAAAUGUCGGCGGUCGCGAAAGAAGUGUAUAACUAUACUUACCGGAAGGGAGAGAUAAACGAUUUAACAAUGGCGUCGUACGAAACCAUUAAUACAUUCGCGGAGGUCUACAGCAACAUGCUGAAUACAACCAUGGGCGCAUUUGAUAUGGACGGUCGUAGUUUUGUGAAAAGAUUUUAUAAUCGUUAUUUUGAAUACGAUUCUCGUGGAUUUUUAAUUAAUGAUCGAGGAAUUCGGACGAUUGACGUAAAUUUUUGGCGGAUGGAUAAUAGUUCGUUCACGGAAGAGCUGGCCUGGAAGUACUCAGUGAAAGAUGCCACGCUGCAUACAAUGUCGCCACAUCUGGCUGCGGCUUGGCCGGAAAGUGGAAAAAUCCCCACCGAUGUCCCUGAAUGUGGUUUUCUCAAUGACAAAUGCCUCGUGCCUAACUCAUACCUUUGGGAAAUCGGCACAGCAGCUGGCGUCGUUCUAGGACUUGGACUGAUUGCGUUUAGCAUUCUCCUGAAAAUUCUGUCGCUGCGUGCCAUAAGGUCACUUGCUGAUUGGUAUCUUUAUCCGUCGACGUUUCCGCUUACGCCGUUCCGUGACACUUCCGGAACCAUUAAGGAAAUUAACCUGGAUGAUGCGACAAAACACUGCGCUGAUCAUCUAUACAUAUAUGAGAAACAUCAGCUUAUUUGGGCAGAGUGUUUGCGUACAAGAUUAACCGAGACGCAGAUAUCGUCCAAACGCAAAAUCGUCGAUGCGCUACUAGAGGUCAGAUCACUGAGCCAAGACAAUAUUCAGAAACUUCGCGGGCUGUACAUGUGUAAUGAGGCUGUUAUGCUAAUCUGGGAUUUCGGGGCACGUGGGAUACUCCGAUCGCUAAUUGACAGCGAUCGAUUACUGCUCAGUCAUGAUAUCCGAGGAUCACUAUGCUGGGAUCUUAUAAAGGCCGUGCAGUACUUAAGAAAAAGCCGGCUUGGAUUUCAUGGAUCGUUAUGCAGCUUGAACUGCAUGGUGGAUAAACGGUUCUCUUUACAACUGGCUACGGCAGGCACCAGCAAGAUGCACCUGCGAUUAUUUGACACAUGCCAGCGCUACCAUUCACAGCUGCAUAAGUUCUGGCUGGCUCCAGAAGUCCUAGCCAAUCCACGGUUACCCGGAUCGCAUUCAGCAGAUGUGUUCGGUAUGGGUGUUAUCAUGGCCGAAGUGAUUACUGGCAAAACGCCAAUGGAUAUUGACUUUAAAUCAGUGACAAAACUUGAAGAGAAAUCGGAAGAAUUGCAGGCCAUAAUAAAAAAGAAGGUGCAGUAUGAGCGAAUUGCAGUUGGCACAAUACAAGUGCUACCAAUACGGUCACUGCUCUCGUCGAUGAUAAGACACCAUCCAUCGGAGCGGCCAACAAUUGAGCAAAUCAUGCGCAGUUUUGGGAGGACAUAUCGGCGUGCAAAUGUGGUCGAUAGCCUGAUCAAACGUUUGGAGAACUUCACUAACGAAUUGGAACAGCUGGUGCUGGCUCGGACCCAAGAGCUUUGGGAGGAAAUGAUUAAGGUGGACGAACUACUGUCUGAAAUUGUUCCAAGGUCAUUUGUUGCUAGACUUCGGAAUAAAACUGAAAUUCCACCAGAGAUCUUUGAAUCCAUUAGUCUUCUCUUCAGUGCUCUUCCUCAGUUUGCCGAAUUCUGUCAAACAUCAGAUUCAACUGAUGUUAUUCAUCUGCUUCAUGAUGUCUACGUUAGAUUUGAUUAUCUGCUGGAAAGUUUCGACGUAUACAAAGUGGAAACCAUUAAGGAUUCUUACAUGGUUGCCAGCGGUCUCCCUAUCAGAAACAAAUCGGACCACGUUAGCCACAUCUUGAACCUUGCGGUCGCUUUAAUGGAGAGCAAGCGGGAUAUUCAAUAUCCGACGUUGCCGGAAGGACUUUAUUUGCGAAUUGGUGUUCAUACUGGGUCCUGCGCAGCCGGUAUUGUCGGACACAAGAUGCCUCGAUACUGUUUAUUUGGAGACACUGUCAACAUCGCCAGUCGCAUGGAAAGCUCGGGCCUCGGUAAAGAUCAAUGCUCGUUCCGCAAAGGAAAAGGUCUAUGCGAAACAUUUUGGUUGACUUCAGCAUCCUGUUCCAGAAACUGCUAAAAAGCAUUGUCUUGAUGUGGCUUUGAGUCGUUAUGGCUUUGAGAAAAC
Paramacrobiotus metropolitanus is the source of this 2940-nucleotide messenger RNA. Its product is annotated as atrial natriuretic peptide receptor 1-like. The coding region runs from base 1 to 2892 and encodes 963 amino acids. Gene Ontology annotation, molecular function: ATP binding; guanylate cyclase activity; protein kinase activity. The transcript is spliced from 18 exons. The record is from RefSeq and is a predicted model, not a curated record. Lineage: Eukaryota; Metazoa; Tardigrada; Eutardigrada; Parachela; Macrobiotidae. Gene Ontology annotation, biological process: intracellular signal transduction; cGMP biosynthetic process; protein phosphorylation.